GUCACACACAUUAAGUAAAUAAAUCUAAUGAGAGAGAGAGAGAGAUUCAUACAAUGUUUCAAGUCAACCAAGUCCCACUCUCUCACCAUCUCUGACAAACAAAACAACAUGAAAAAAUGACCAUUAUACCCCUAUCUCUAUUCUAACUUUCGAUAACACCGCCGUCACAAUGGAAGUAACCACCACUAACUCCGGCGAAGGAACACCCACUGAUCCGAAUCGAAAUGGGUCGGUUCAAAAUUCGAUGGCAAGAUACAAGUUGAUGUCGCCGGCGAAGCUUCCGAUCUCAAGGUCGCCGUGCAUCACAAUACCUGCCGGGUAUAGUCCUACGUCGUUGUUGGAGUCUCCGGUUCUUCUUUCAAACAUGAAGGUUGAGCCUUCACCGACUACAGGGUCCCUUCUUCAAGCUUUAAACUGUUCUAUGGCUUCUGCUACAUUUCCUGUAACUUCUGCAUGCUUCAAUACCAGCACUGUUAAUGGCAGAAAAUCAAGUUUCUUUGAGUUUAAACCACAAGAUAGAAAUAUGGUUCCUGCAGACUUCAACAACCAUGUAAGCGAAAAAUCUACUCAAAUGGAAGGUUCAGGAAACGGUCAAUCAUUUCGAUCCUCUCCAUUAAAUGAAAAUGAGAUAGAAGAUCAAUCUAAUGAAUUAAGCCUAUCAUCAUCACCUGUGCAUAUGGUUAGUUCCGGCGCUAGCGCUCCCGUCAAUGUCAAUUCGGAUGAACCUAACCACAAAGGCAGCACUGCUAAUGGGCCUCAAUCAUCAAAUGAUGGAUACAAUUGGCGAAAGUAUGGGCAAAAACAUGUUAAAGGGAGUGAGUUUCCGCGCAGCUAUUACAAAUGUACGCAUCCUAACUGUGAAGUGAAAAAACUUUUUGAACGCUCUCAUGAUGGUCAAAUCACUGAGAUAAUAUAUAAGGGAACACAUGAUCAUCCUAAACCUCAGCCAAGCAACCGAUACUCUGCUGGUUCUGUUAUGUCUACACAAGGAGAGAGAUCCGAUAAUAGGGCAUCUUCUUUGGCUGUCCGAGAUGACAAAGCAUCCAAUAGUCCAGAGCAAUCAGUUGUGGCAACAAAUGAUCUUAGUCCAGAGGGUGCUGGAUUUGUGUCGACCAGGACAAACGAUGGGGUUGAUGAUGAUGAUCCCUUCUCAAAGCAAAGAAAAAUGGAACUCGGAAAUGCUGACAUCAUUCCUGUAGUUAAGCCUAUCCGAGAGCCACGGGUUGUGGUACAGACUAUGAGCGAAAUUGAUAUAUUGGAUGAUGGAUACCGCUGGCGUAAAUAUGGGCAGAAGGUUGUGAGGGGAAAUCCUAACCCAAGGAGUUAUUACAAAUGUACAAAUGCUGGUUGCCCUGUUAGGAAACACGUGGAAAGAGCAUCACAUGAUCCGAAAGCUGUAAUCACAACAUAUGAAGGCAAACACAAUCAUGAUGUACCUGCCGCAAGGAGUAGUAGCCAUGACAUGGCAGGACAUGCAACUUCAUUUCGACAGACAAGGAUAAAAUUGGAAGAAAAUGAUACUAUUAGUCUUGACCUUGGGAUGGGAAUCAGUUCUACGGCUGGAAAUAGAUCAAAUGGGCAAGGGAAAAUACUGCUAUCCGAAUUUGGGAAUAGCAGUCAUACUCACACGAGCAAUUCCAAUUUCAAGUUUGUUCAUAAUACUACCUCAGCUCCUGUAUACUACGGUGUUCUAAAUAACGGUUCAAAUCCGUUUGGCUCUAGAGAAAAUAGAAAUGAUGGUUCGUCUUUAAACCAUUCCGCUAAUCCUUGCUCACAGACCAUGGGAAGAAUACUAAUGGGGCCAUGAAAUUUAUUAUUACAGUACUAAAUAAAAGUAAAAAUUAUGAGUAGUAUUAUGUUGUUUUUUGGCGGGUAUAUAGCUUCAAAGGUAAAAAAAAUCUCAUUUUCUGUAAGGAAAUGUAGAUAGUUCUUGUAUGUUUAUAUCACUAUCACUAUUUGAGAGCUGCUGUAUAGUAGUAGUAUUGAUAGUGGCUCCAGGUUGACUUUCAAUCUAAUUGUUGUUUGUAAUUGUAUAAUUAUAAGUAUCAUCAUCAUCAUUAUUAUUAUAUCCAAAUUCUUCUGUAUAAA
Messenger RNA from Medicago truncatula (barrel medic), 2088 nucleotides. Its product is annotated as probable WRKY transcription factor 20. Lineage: Eukaryota; Viridiplantae; Streptophyta; Magnoliopsida; Fabales; Fabaceae. The coding region runs from base 170 to 1807 and encodes 545 amino acids. Gene Ontology annotation, biological process: regulation of DNA-templated transcription. The record is from RefSeq and is a predicted model, not a curated record. The transcript has 6 exons. Gene Ontology annotation, molecular function: sequence-specific DNA binding; DNA-binding transcription factor activity.